Molecule: messenger RNA, 911 nt
Organism: Homo sapiens (human)
Lineage: Eukaryota; Metazoa; Chordata; Mammalia; Primates; Hominidae
Gene: LKAAEAR1
Product: LKAAEAR motif containing 1
Exons: 2
Coding region: 180-902 (240 amino acids)
Source: RefSeq, marked validated
GGAGAGGGAGAGCGCCUGGGCAAAGCUCAGAGGCUGGGGGUGCGGAACUCAAAACCGACUGCGGAGAGCCCAGCGGGCGGGAGCUGGGGCGCACGUUGGGGCCCUGCCGAGGGGCGGGCAGGGCCCGGUGCCAGCCCCGGCACCGACGGGACGCCCUCCUCCCUCCGCAGGGCGGGAGGAUGCCGCCGCCAGCGAAGGAGGGCGGGCGCAAGGGCCCGCGGGAGCGAAGCGGGAAGAGCGCGCCAGGCACGGCGCAGGGUGAGGAGCGUGCCAAGGGGGCGCCCGCGACAGAGCCCCCCAAGCCGGGCUGGGCCCUGACGCCGCAGGGACUGGCGGCCAUGCUCCCUGCGCAGCGCCACCGCCAUCUGCUCUUCGGCGACCUGCUGGAGGACGUGGGCGCGGCGGCCUCCACCUUCCCGUGCGGGUCGGUGGAACCGGGGUACCGCAUGCCCGACCCGCGCCCGUGGACGCAGUCGCUCGAGCUGCCCGCCGAGCGCCAGAACCGGCUCCUCGGCGUCCUCAAGGCAGCGGAGGCCCGCGGGCGAGUCCGCGCCCUGCGGCUGCGCUACACCCGCAUGCGGGCCGAGGAGAUCGCGCUGCUCAUCCAGCGGCAGAAGUCCGCGCGCGCCGCCAUCCGGCUGGAGCUGUUCCUGCCGCCGCAGCUGAAGCCCGCGCGGAUCCCGGACCCCCUGGACCGCCAAGAGGUGCAGACAAGCCCCGGUAGGGGCGGGGAAAGGGGAGGGGCCCUGCCCGCCUCCGCACACGCCGGACCCCAGCCUCUCUCCCCGGCAGCGGAGGCGCGUGGAGACCAUCCUGGAGGAGAACGUGGAUGGCACCAUCUUCCCGCGGUGACGGCGACUGAGAGUGUGCGACGCGCCCCAGCCUCCCACAUAAAGUUAUAAUUCUCCGAA